AUAAGAGCACGGUACAAAGGAAACAGAGAUUGGGUGGAGAUUGGAGAAGUUACAACUGAGAGGUAGGUACCUUAAUUGUGACGAUGCCAUUAAAGGUCUAUGACUCAGUUGAUCGCGAAUGGUGACGACCUGCUCAUUAUCCAUUGUCCAUCAUUGAAGUACGCCAAGAUCCCUUAACGACUAAAAGAUUGUGCUUUUUUACGAACGUGCCGACAAAGCUCUGCGACAUUCUCCGACCAAGUUUGUAGGCGAAUCACUUGAAAGAUAAUCAAAACGGAUGUUCGGAUGAAUUGGUUUCAUCAUUUUUCAAGUGGUGCAGCAAGACGCCCUAAGUGCGGAUUCGUCGGCAUUCCACCCACUGUGUCCGCCGCUCGCAUGAUCUUUGCGAUAAGAUAGGAGCGCGUGCGGGCGUAGGGAGACGUUAGUGGUGAUGCGUGACCCGGUAAGAGCCGUCAGUGCCUCACGGUCAGCACCUGAGCCACAGACUCAGCUCGGCACCAGAGGCGGGCGGAGCAGCGGCAGCGCCGGUCCGCGACAAUGGAGAUACCGAUCGCCGUCAGUAUUCUGAUCUGCGUCCUGACCUCAGGUGCGGCCGGCUCUGGCGCCGACUCCGAGACCAGCUCGGUGUUCGUCCUGGAGCCGCAGGACGCCUGGGUGCGGCCCGGCGGCACCGUACAGCUCGACUGUGAGCUCACUGCCGCCAGCCAGGGCGACAUCUGCGCCUGGCGCAUCGCCGGCACCCAGCUGGGCGUCGACCACUUCUACAACGUGGCGCCGCCGGACAAGGUGCGCGCCCUGUUCCCCGAGCACGAGCGCGUCUGCAGCAUACUCAUCGAGGACGCCGACCGGCGCCACGACGGCCUCUGGACGUGCUGGCCGCUGGCCAACACCUCGCACGUCAGCUCGCGAGACGCCCGGCUCAUCGUGGCAGACGAGACCACGCUGGCUCCGACGUCCUCCGCGGGCACCACUACUGAGGCGACCUCUAGGCCCGCUCCCACCACCACCCCGGCCGACACGACCACGGAGCCGCCGAGGACCUCGCCAGAGCAGACUUCCACCUCACCAGCGCCACCUACAACUACUCCUCGCGCUACCACAGCGCCGCCUACAUCUCCUGAGGACCUUAGCACCACAACGCCGCAGCCCCCGAUUUUAGGACUAAAUUUUUAG
This is a messenger RNA of Amphibalanus amphitrite, 1173 nucleotides long. RefSeq lists its product as uncharacterized. Lineage: Eukaryota; Metazoa; Arthropoda; Thecostraca; Balanomorpha; Balanidae. Bases 538 to 1173 code for a protein of 211 amino acids. The transcript is spliced from 4 exons. The record is from RefSeq and is a predicted model, not a curated record.